CUGUAGUUCUAUAGCAAACACUAUCUAAGCAUAGGCGCUCUCGCUCUAGAUCACCACGCGUCACCCAUCCACCCGCCGGCGCUCUCGCUCUCGGCUUCUGGCUUCUGCCUUCCGCACGCGUCGCCCAUCCACCGUGAGAGAUCCCCGGGGCGAGGCGAGGCCGGCCAGGGUGGCAUCCUUCGUCUACCGCAGCUCCUCCAUCGACAGCAACAGUUAGAAGGUGCACAUUUGUGUUCAUAUUGUAUUUGACCAAGGAGAUUAGGCCUAAGCAUGGGGGUUCCAAAACAGAGGUGGACUUCCGAGGAAGAGGCUGCUCUUAGAGCUGGAGUAGCAAGAUAUGGAGUUGGAAAUUGGCGCACAAUAUUGAAAGAUCCAGAAUUUAGUUCCACCUUGUCCUAUCGCUCGAAUGUUGACCUAAAGGACAAGUGGCGCAACAUGAAUGCAAUUGUCACUACAUCGGGUUCUCGUGAAAAGGGGAGGACUGCUGUGAAGAAAACCCGAACUACUAAGAAUAAUGAUCACUCCACGGCAAUCAGCACAGUUACUUCUGAUGUUGAUGACGAGAUUGCUGAUGCAAAGCCUAUAGCAUCAGUGUCUAGUGAAGCACGAAAUACUUCAAAUCCUAAGAAACCUCAGUCAAGGCUAGACAAUAUUAUAAUGGAGGCUAUAAAGAACUUGGAUGAGCCUACGGGGUCACACAGAACUACUAUUGCUACUUACAUAGAGGAGCAAUAUUGGCCACCUAGUGAUUUUGAUCACUUAUUGUCUGCAAAACUGAAGGACUUGGCCUCCAGCGGGGAACUGAUAAAGGUGAAUCGGAAGUACAGGAUAGCACCUAGUUCACCGUACUCUGAGGGCCGAAGCCCCAAAAUGCUGCUGCUGGAAGACGUGAAAAGAGAGCCCUUCAAAGUAGGGAGUGAUGAUAGUAAAACCCUUACCAGAUCUCAGGUUGAUGCUGAAUUGGCUCGUAUGGCAACCAUGAGUGCCGAGGAAGCCGCAGCGGCUGCUGCUCGUGCAGUUGCAGAGGCAGAGGCUAUCAUGGCAGAAGCUGAAGCAGCGGCGAGAGAAGCAGAGGCUGCAGAGGCAGAUGCUGAAGCUGCAAAGGCCUUUGCUGAAGCAGCAUUUUUUACAUUGAAGAACAGAAAUGCUGCGAAAAUGAUGGCCCAAGCCUGAUGUUACUCGGAGCUGUUCCGGUUCAGCGUUGCCGCAGGUGCCGGCUACCUAUGCAGUUACAUGUGUACCGUUGUCCAGGUAAACGCAGCUGCCCCCCUGGUUGUAUCAAAUUGUUUUACUGGAGCCAUGUGAGCUCGAACGCAGCAACGAGACAUACCAGCUUGGUAUUCCCCUCGCGACGCCAUUUUCAUAACUCAGUGGCAUGCAUGCUAAACUCUUUGCCGAUGUCAAA
Messenger RNA from Phragmites australis (common reed), 1405 nucleotides. RefSeq names its product single myb histone 6-like. Lineage: Eukaryota; Viridiplantae; Streptophyta; Magnoliopsida; Poales; Poaceae. The transcript is spliced from 7 exons. Gene Ontology annotation, biological process: nucleosome assembly. Gene Ontology annotation, molecular function: double-stranded telomeric DNA binding. The coding region runs from base 271 to 1173 and encodes 300 amino acids. The record is from RefSeq and is a predicted model, not a curated record. Gene Ontology annotation, cellular component: nucleosome.